This is a messenger RNA of Vicia faba (fava bean), 414 nucleotides long. The record is from the annotation of a GenBank genome assembly. NCBI's taxonomy places the organism in Eukaryota, Viridiplantae, Streptophyta, Magnoliopsida, Fabales, Fabaceae.
AUGCAAAGCUGUGAAAUAUGGAACAAAUGCGAAAUCUUGGUGCAGAUUAAAGAUGAAGAUUGUUAUUGGAGAAUUGGUGACGAAGAUGAUGCAGUGACUGAUGUACAAACCUUGAAGAUGAUUAAGGAACCGAUGCAUAUUCUGGAGUUUUUUGGUUUAGCUCAUAGUUAUUACCGCCAAAUUCCCCUCCAAAUCAUUAAAACUUUACACCUACUUGUGAAGCAACAACAACAGGUCUCCACAACUAACUUUCUUGGGCAUGUUGCAAAUCUUCCUUCUUCUUGCCUUGGGUCUGCAGGUUGGAAAGCUUGGAGCCGGGACAUGAAACCUAUCGCAGAAGAAACUUUGUACAUGGUUGAAUCAAAGUUUGACAAAGAGUUUGGAGGUUGCAAAAAUGGCAUCAUGAAGUCAUAA